AUGGUCUCGUUUGACAGACUAUUUAGUGGCCGAAUGGGUCUUGGUCAGGCCGCCACUCAACACGCGCUGGAGACCCAGCACGAGGACAUGAUUGUAAGAACCGUGAAGCAACGACAGACUGGGGAGAUCCACGACGCCCAGUACGACUACUACGGCAAGCGUCUCGCCACCUGCUCGUCCGACAGAUCGAUCCGCAUCUUUGACGUCGACGGUGAGAGCCACCGCCUUGUCGAGACCUUGAAGGGACAUGAGGGUCCCGUCUGGCAGAUCUCCUGGGCUCACCCCAAGUUUGGCUGCAUUUUGGCCUCUUGCUCAUACGACGGCAAGGUCUUUGUCUGGAGGGAGCAGAACGGACAGUGGUCUCGCAUCAAGGAGCACACAUCUCACACCGCCUCAGUCAACUCUGUCGCUUGGGCCCCUCAUGAGUUGGGACCAUUGCUCGCCUGUGCUUCUUCGGACGGCCGUGUCUCUAUUCUCUCGUUCAAGGAUGACGGAUCAUGGGACACUGCGCUGCUAGAUGCUCACGCUAUUGGGUGCAACUCGGUUGGUUGGGCACCAGCAACUGUUCCUGGUUCGUUGACUUCCCAGGGACCCAACAGUGGCAAGGGCCCUAUCACAAAACGCUUCAGCAGUGGAGGAUGCGACAACCUGGUCAAGAUCUGGGCUUACAGGGAGGAUACCAAGACCUGGAAGGAGGAGGAGACGCUCGAAGGACACACCGACUGGGUUCGCGAUGUUGCCUGGGCACCCAACAUUGGACUUCCCAAGAACUACUUGGCCAGCUGUUCGCAGGACAAGACUGUGUUGAUCUGGACGCAAGACACCCCCAGCUCACCCUGGCAAAAGAAGGCCCUCCGCGAUGAGAAGUUCGCUGAUGUAGUCUGGCGUGUGAGCUGGUCGUUGAGCGGCAACAUUCUUGCCGUCUCUUGCGGCGACAACAAGAUCACUCUCUGGAAGGAGAACUUGAGCGGCGAAUGGGAGUGUGUGAGCGAGAUGGAGGAGAAGAACAUGGCUGGCGGUAACUAA
Linnemannia hyalina is the source of this 1026-nucleotide messenger RNA. The record is from the annotation of a GenBank genome assembly. Lineage: Eukaryota; Fungi; Mortierellomycota; Mortierellomycetes; Mortierellales; Mortierellaceae.